AUGUGUCUGAUCACUGUGUUUGGAAACCUGCUCAUCAUCUUGGCCAUCAGCUCAGACUCCCACCUCCACAGCCCCAUGUACUUCUUCCUCUCCAACCUGUCCUUUGUAGACAUCUGCUUCACCUCCACCACCAUCCCCAAAAUGCUAUGGAACAUCUACACCCAAAGCCAAGUUAUAACCUAUGAAGCCUGCAUCAUUCAGGUGUAUUUUUUAAUGCUGUUUGCAGGGUUGGAUGACUUCCUCCUGACGGUAAUGGCCUAUGACCGCUUUGCAGCCAUCUGUCACCCCCUGUACUACACAGUCAUCAUGAAUCCAAAAGUCUGUAGAAUUUUGGUUCUGGUUAGCUGGGCCAUCAUUGUCUCCUUAUUUUAUUGUACAAGCCUGGGAGUGUAUGUUAGCUCUGCUGCUACCCACAGCUCCCAGUCAAGUGCAACAGCAUCAAUGAUGUACACUGUGGUCACACCCAUGCUGAAUCCUUUCAUCUAUAGUCUAAGGAACAGAGACAUAAAGAGGGCUCUGAAGGCAUUCUUCAGAAUAGCAGCUAUAAAAAGGACACUUGUCCUGAGAUAA
Dama dama (fallow deer) is the source of this 570-nucleotide messenger RNA. RefSeq names its product olfactory receptor 7D4-like. The transcript is spliced from 2 exons. The record is from RefSeq and is a predicted model, not a curated record. Lineage: Eukaryota; Metazoa; Chordata; Mammalia; Artiodactyla; Cervidae. Gene Ontology annotation, cellular component: membrane. Gene Ontology annotation, molecular function: G protein-coupled receptor activity; olfactory receptor activity. The coding region runs from base 1 to 570 and encodes 189 amino acids. Gene Ontology annotation, biological process: G protein-coupled receptor signaling pathway.